Messenger RNA from Miniopterus natalensis, 1555 nucleotides. RefSeq names its product PHD finger protein 7 (gene PHF7). Lineage: Eukaryota; Metazoa; Chordata; Mammalia; Chiroptera; Miniopteridae. The record is from RefSeq and is a predicted model, not a curated record. Gene Ontology annotation, cellular component: nucleus.
CUGUCAUAAUAUAAUUACUAUUACUAGCAUUGAUCCUGGGGGGGGGUUGGGAGGUGAAUACACUGUUGCUUUGACCCUGUGGAACUUGAUAACCAACUGUAGAGUUAAAUUGCUGACCAAGCCCUGUUUAUUAUUAUAGCUGGAAGAGCCUGUAUUGUCCUCAUAAUAAUAUAGAAUUCAAGAUAGGAGAGAGAGAGGCUGCAGCAAAUGAAGACUUUAAAAAAGAAAGAAUGUCGAAGAUUCAGAAAAUCUGCCAGGACAAGAAGGGUGACCCAGAGGAAGCCAUCUUCAGGGCCUGUAUGCCGGCUGUGCCUUCAAGAACCUGGGGAUCCUGAAAAAUUAGGGGAAUUCCUUCAGAAAGACAAUCUUAGUGUGCACUAUUUCUGUCUUAUUCUAUCUAGCAAACUGCUUCAGCGGGGCCAGUCUAACAGAGGUUUCCAUGGAUUCCUGCUUGAAGACAUCAAAAAGGAGGCAGCCCGGGCUUCUAGGAAGAUCUGCUUUGUGUGCAAGAAAAAGGGAGCUGCCAUCAACUGCCAGAAGGAUCAUUGCAUCAGAAACUUCCAUCUUCCUUGUGGCCAAGAAAGGGGUUGCCUUUCACAAUUUUUUGGAGAGUACAAAUCAUUUUGUGAAAAACAUCGCCCAACACAGAACAUUCAACGGGGGAAUAUGGGGGAGGAAAGCUGCGUCUUGUGUUGUGAAGACUUAUCCCAAGCAAGCGUGGAAAACAUCCAGAGUCCAUGCUGUAGUCAAACUAUCUACCACCGCAAGUGCAUACAGAAAUAUGCCCACACAUCAGCAAAGCAUUUUUUCAAAUGUCCACAAUGUAAUAAUCGAGAAGAGUUUCCUCAAGAAAUGCUAAGAAUGGGAAUUCAUAUUCCAGACAGAGAUGCUGCCUGGGAACUCGAGCCAGGGGCUUACUCAGAGUUGUAUCAGCGCUACCAGCAUUGUGACGUCCCCAUCUGUCUGUAUGAACAAGGGAGAGACAGCUUUGAGGAUGAAGGGAGGUGGAGCCUUAUUCUGUGUGCUACAUGCGGAUCCCGCGGAACCCACAGGGACUGCUCCUCUCUUAGAUCCAGCAGUAAGAAAUGGGAGUGUGAGGAGUGUGCACCUUUGCCUAAAAUCACAGACUACAUACCUGAAAACUCAGGUGACAUCCCCUGCUGCAGCAGUACCUUCUACCAGGGGGGGCAUGACAGCAGAGACACCAGCCUGGAAGAGAAUCUGGGCCCUUCUUGGACUGAUUGGCCAGAACCUUCCUUAUUAGAGAAACCAGAAUCCUCUGGUGGCAGGAGGGGCCACUCCUGGCAGUCCAAGGGUGUAAAAAUUACUAAAAGCUGCAAAAAUUACAAGUAACAGCUUCUAAGUAGCUGCUGCCAAGCACAUUUGGCUAACAAAGCUGUGUUCCUCCAUCAAGUUUGGGGAGGAAACCCUUUGGGACUGUGAGACCAGAAAAGAGGGCCAGCAGUGAGACCAUGAAUCAAGGGAAGAGAAGUCCCAGAGAGCGUGAGGACAGAGCAGUCCAGAUGCCAACUGCUGAGCAUGUGCAUGGCUAUGA